GGAUAUGGACUUUUUCAACUGCGAAUCUUAAAGUACACGAAUAGCCUUAGUUGCUGAACUUUGAAAGAGGCUGACUAGCUGGCCCUACUCUCAUUUUUGUAUUCUAUAUGCAAGUUCUUUGUGCCGUUCCUUGUCGAAUGUGAGAGGGUGUGUCGAUGUACCCAACUGGAAAGGGUUAGUGGUGCCGUACGCACACGCAAAAAGGGCAAGUUUUUGACGAGCUGCAUGUGAAAGCAAUUUCAUAGGUGCUAGCUAACUGUUCAGGAAUGGCAGUUUGGACCAGAGCUGAUAAAAACGGCCAAUUGGACCUACUUCUCCGCGAUCGCUGGAUCCGUGUUUCCGCCGAACUUAGCAGAGAAACGCUGACUUUAACGGCCGAGUCGGAUGUAAGCGGACAGGGGACCAAUCACGGGGGUCACAGCACUCCCCUGGAUGAUAUGAGAAAUGGUAUGUCGAAUUUAAGCGAAUCGGGAUCGAGGUCAACGCACCUUGGACGGAGUCUGUCUUCUGGACAGGGACAACUUCAGAAAGGGUGCAGCAGCAGCCCUGGUCGCGUGGGUAGUCCAUGUGACUGCGCCUACGGAUUAAGCAGCCCCGGGAAGUACUCGAAUAACGGCACAAGCUGUGACUUUGGAAGUCCUGGGUCGAGCGAUGGGAGUCCUGGGUCGAGUUCCGGUUCAGGGCAAGGCGAAGUUCCAGUUUGUGGAGACGUCUGCACGGAGGCUGUGCGAAAGGUCCGAGUUGUGAAACAAGAGUCUGGCGGGCUGGGGAUCAGUAUCAAAGGAGGGCGCGACAAUCGGAUGCCGAUCCUUAUCUCCAAGAUUUUCCCGGGGCUCGCUGCAGACCAAAGUCGCGCGCUUCGGGUGGGCGACGCUAUCCUGUCAGUCAACGGUAACGACCUCCGGGAGGCAACGCACGACCUGGCGGUACAGGCCCUGAAGAAGGCAGGAAAACAAGUGACGCUGGAGGUGAAGUACAUUCGUGAGGUUACUCCACUAUUCAAGAAGAUUUCCUUGGUGGCUGACUUGCCAUGGAAUGGUGUUGGGCCACAGUCUCCCAGCUACAACGGGAGCGAGGAUUCUGGAUCUCCUAGACGCAGCUCUACCAAAGACAGGAAGGUCAUGAGCUUGAAGAUGUGCUUCAUCAGUCGGAACCUAACCAUGCCAGACUUGGAGAACAGACUGUUGGAGCUCCAUUCCCCUGAUGGGCAGCACACAGUGGUACUUCGCUGUAAAGAUGCCCCCACUGCCAACUCCUGGUUCACUGCAAUCCACACCAAUAUUGCCGCCCUGCUCCUACAGACUCUGGCUCACAUCAAUGCUUACCUGGGAGCCUCUGCCUCGGGCUCCCCACAGCCUCACCUGAAACACAUCGGGUGGUUGGCUGAGCAGGUCCAGCUGGAAGGUGGACGGCAGCAGCACAGACCCGUUGUCAUGGCACUUACAGAAAAAGACAUUCUGCUCUUUGAGUCUGUGCCAUGGGGUAGAGAAUCGUGGGCAUUGCCUUUGGUCACACACCCAUUGCUGGCAACAAGACUAGUGCGUUCUGGCAGUGUCCGCGGCUCUCCUCCCCAGAGUUCUGACCUGGUCUUUGCUACUCGGACCGGCACAGGGCAAGGCAUUGAAUCACACAUCUUUCGCGUGGAGACCCACUGGGAUCUGUCUUCAUGGACAAGAGCCUUAGUACAAGGUGCACAUUCAGCUGCAGAACUCAUCAAAGAAGUCUCUAUUGGAUGCACAUUGGACAGACAAGAUGUCCGGCUGACACUGCACUAUGAGAAAGGCUUCACUGUGAUGAAGGAGCCAGCCGAACCAGCCAGUGGCGCUGUGCUGUACCGAUACCCUUAUGAAAAACUCAAAAUGUCUGCAGACGAUGGAAUACGCCACCUUUACCUUGAUUUUGGGGGUCCUGAGGGAGAAAUGGUAUUUGACCUCCACUCUGGUCCAAAGCCAGUUGUGUUUGUCCUCCAUGCUUUCCUUUCAGCCAAGCUCACUCGUAUGGGUCUGCUCACAUAAAGUCACAUCAAUGUGAGAGAACUCUUCACCAAAGAGCCCCGACACACCUUGGACAAAUUUCCCUGCACGGUGAUAUCCUUCCAAAUCUUCACAGCCUCACAAAGUCUUUGGACCUGACAUCGCAGGCAUGAAUCCCAUUAUCGCUCUCUCCUCUCAUAAAAAUGUGCCUUCACUUCAAUUUUCUUCUUUCUUUCCCACAACAGCUUUAUUGCUAGAUCAAGUCUUAAAGUGGUACUUUUUUUAAAAUAAUUCCAGUGAUUGUUUAGUGAUUAUUUAAGCCUUUGGGUCUCCAAGUCCGGUCCUCGGAAGCCCUGUUUUUGGUGUUUCCCGAGCUCUGACACACAUGAAUCAAAUGAGGGUACAAAGGUUGCUGAAUCUGGUGGCUUGGGAAACAAAAAACAGGCUGGAUAGGGGCUCCCUGAGACUGGACAUCGAGACCCCUGAUUUGGACACUCUGGGCUAUCGUCUCCCAUGAUCAUGAGAGCAAAAAGGCACACGGUUGCACACUUUUUUGACUGCGCAGAUUCUCCCAUUGACUAAUGUCUGCCCUUCAUGCAGCCCUCCAGCCAAAUAUUAUACUCACUCUGGUCAGAGCACUCUAAAAUGUGGGCAUUUCCUCUAAAACCUGACUUUGCGUGUAUUCGCUACUCAACUUAAGCACUUUUUGCACUUUACACACUUCACAGUCUGUAGAACAGGGGUGCCCAUUAGGUAGAUCCUGAUCUACCGGUAGAUCUAAGACAGGUCCCAAGUAGAUCCGAGUAGUGUCGAGGAGAAGAAAAAAAAAAAAAAACAUUUGUGUGUCUUUGUACAUGUUAAUAAUAUACCGGUAUAUGUUUUGUGUUAAUGUACGCUGCACCCUAAUCAUCCUAUCAGUCUCAUUUUCACACACAAAAAAAAUGUAAAAAUAAAAUAAAGCAGGUAAAUCUUUAAUUUACGGUGGCGCGUGAUUACGUCACCAGAAGUUGUUUCCGCUCAGCAGUCUGCAAUUAUCGUCAUUAUUCUCAUUCAGAGUUUGCUUCGUGUACAAUUCUUCGAGGGCACGGGCAAAGAAUAGGAAUCUCGGAGGGCCCAGGGAAGCACUCUACAAUUGUACGUGUGAACUACGAUAGUUAACAGGCUGCAAAAGUGUAUCGCAUGCCUCAGUUUCAGGCUGUUUCUCAUCAAGGCGUGCAUGUGUGCAUGUGUCUGCGCGUGCCGGUAAGGGUAGAUCCCGGGAGGUUAGUUGAUCAAAAAAUAGAUCUUCGGUCCAAAAAGUUUGGGCACCCCUGCUGUAGAACAUACUUGUACACAAUUGUGAACAGAGCUCAUCCAAACCACAAAAACUCGAGCAGCAAUCAUUCCAUGAUCACUUUUGUUGAGAGUCAGCCAAAUGGCUUGUGGUAGAGCUACACUCGGUCGGAUGUCAUCUCAUGGCGCAGUCGCCUCUCUUCUCAAUAGUUGCAACACAGUAACAAAUGGAAACGGCGUAAAUCACAUUUUGCGCAUUUUUUAUAUGAAAUUUGCUUACCGUUUUUUGAAAGGUUUGAUGGAAACCCCAUAAUUUUUUCUCAUUUUUUAUUGUUUCUUUCUUUAUAUUUCAUAUUGCAGUCUCAUGCAGUAAUGCCAACGUUUGGCAUAUAUCUACUGUAUGUUGAUAUGAAGGUUCAGCUCUCCAAACAGACCAGAGCCCCCCCCCAACCAGUGCUCAUGACUGAAAUCAUGUUGAGCAGGGAUCCUCAGCCACUCGGUGUAGACCUCAGACAGACCAAAUAAAUAUUUUGAGUUGAUCAGCUUGCAUAGGAGCAAAUUACUAAAUAUAUGAGGGUCACUCAGAAAUAAGGUGAAUUUUUCGGUAUCAGCACUUCUAAUACAGUUAGAAGCUUACUUUUUUAGAAUAUUCAACAUUGUCUCUCAGCACGGUGCACAAGCUUCCAUAUUCCCUGCGUGUAAAAAUCUUUGGACCGAUAUCUCAGCCAGUCACUCACAACACUUUUGAUUUCAUUGUCUAUAUAUCAAAAGAUGUGUAAAUAUAUCUAAGUGAAUCCGGUCUGCGUCUCAAAAAAAGUUGGAGACCGCUGAUCUGGAGUACGGCAGGAACGUUGCUUUUCCUUUUUUCCAUUUUUUAUAUUGAUGAAGCCCCAAACAUGCAUUGAGUCAUAAGCAUAACAUGACUUAAAUUACUUGAGUAAAUAGUUUUUUUGGAAUUAUCAUAUACAGAAUUAAAAAAAUACACAAAAAAAAAUGGCAGCCUCAGCUGUCAUUGAAUCACACCGCUUUGGCGGUUCCGCAUUCAUUCCCAAUUUUCCCACGUGAGUGUGUUGUCUGAAAUGUUAGCAGGAGAAUCUGUGUUGAUGGAAAGUGCGUAAGUUCAGCUGCCUAAUAACAGACUUGCGAAUGACCCAACAUGAGGUGAAUGGUUUUCUGACCUCAUCGUACUGAAGGUUAGGAGAAGCAUUUUAGACAAUCAAUGAACAGUGGAGGCCUGAUGAGUAACCACUAAAUAAUAUAUUCAAAAUUGGCUCACAUUGCAGAGCAGCCUUCCAGUGUCCUUUUCAUUUGUUUGAUGAAAGUUUUUUUUGUUUUGAUCAGAAAGUGACGAGACUGUUAGAAUCAGUAUGCAGUUACGCCUGCAGAGACUUACUCUAUGCAAUCAAAGCAAAGAUAUGUGUUGGUGUGUGUUUGUCUUCCUCAUGCUUCUGGCUUCUUGCACAUGUCCAUGCUUUCUUGUAGUUCAGUCACUUUUUUAUUUCAUGAACAAUAUGGGGAA
Messenger RNA from Hippocampus zosterae (dwarf seahorse), 4764 nucleotides. RefSeq names its product syntrophin, beta 2 (gene sntb2). Gene Ontology annotation, molecular function: structural molecule activity; protein binding. The record is from RefSeq and is a predicted model, not a curated record. NCBI's taxonomy places the organism in Eukaryota, Metazoa, Chordata, Actinopteri, Syngnathiformes, Syngnathidae. The transcript has 7 exons. Gene Ontology annotation, cellular component: synapse; intracellular anatomical structure; dystrophin-associated glycoprotein complex. The coding region runs from base 267 to 2015 and encodes 582 amino acids.